This is a messenger RNA of Closterium sp. Naga37s-1, 1863 nucleotides long. The record is from the annotation of a GenBank genome assembly. NCBI's taxonomy places the organism in Eukaryota, Viridiplantae, Streptophyta, Zygnematophyceae, Desmidiales, Closteriaceae.
AUGCCCGCCUCAACUCCCACGACAGUUGGGCAGUGCGCCCCCUCAUCCCCCAGUGCGCCCCCUCAUCCCCCUGUGCGCCCCCUCAUCCCCCUGUGCGCCCCCUCAUCCCCCAGUGCGCCCCCUCAUCCCCCAGUGCGCCCCCUCAUCCCCCAGUGCGCCCCCUCAUCCCCCAGUGCGCCCCCUCAUCCCCCAGUGCGCCCCCUCAUCCCCCAGUGCGCCCCCUCAUCCCCCAGUGCGCCCCCUCAUCCCCCAGUGCGCCCCCUCACCCCCCAGUGCGCCCCCUCACCCCCCUGUGCGCCCCCUAACCCCCCUGUGCGCCCCCUCAUCCCCCAGUGCGCCCCCUCAUCCCCCAGUGCGCCCCCUAUCCCCCAGUGCGCCCCCUCACCCCCCUGUGCGCCCCCUCACCCCCCAGUGCUCCCCUUCAUCCCCCUGUGCGCCCCCUCAUCCCCCAGUGCGCCCCCUCAUCCCCCAGUGCGCCCCCUCACCCCCCUGUGCACCCCCUCACCCCCCAGUGCUCCCCUUCAUCCCCCAGUGCGCCCCCUCAUCCCCCUGUGCGCCCCCUCAUCCCCCUGUGCGCCCCCUCACCCCCCAGUGCGCCCCCUCAUCCCCCUGUGCGCCCCCUCAUUCCCCUGUGCGCCCCCUCAUCCCCCUGUGCGCCCCCUCAUCCCCCUGUGCGCCCCCUCAUCCCCCUGUGCGCCCCCUCAUCCCCCAGUGCGCCCCCUCAUCCCCCAGUGCGCCCCCUCAUCCCCCAGUGCGCCCCCUCAUCCCCCAGUGCGCCCCCUCAUCCCCCAGUGCGCCCCCUCAUCCCCCAGUGCGCCCCCUCAUCCCCCAGUGCGCCCCGUCACCCCCCAGUGCGCCCCCUCACCCCCCAGUGCGCCCCCUCACCCCCCUGUGCGCCCCCUAACCCCCCUGUGCGCCCCCUCAUCCCCCAGUGCGCCCCCUCAUCCCAGUGCGCCCCCUCAUCCCCCAGUGCGCCCCCUCAUCCCCCAGUGCGCCCCCUCACCCCCCUGUGCGCCCCCUCACCCCCCAGUGCUCUCCUUCAUCCCCCUGUGCGCCCCCUCAUCCCCCAUUCCUCCCCCUCAUCCCCCAGUGCGCCCCCUCACCCCCCUGUGCGCCCCCUCACCCCCCAGUGCUCCCCUUCAUCCCCCAGUGCGCCCCCUCAUCCCCCUGUGCGCCCCCUCAUCCCCCUGUGCGCCCCCUCACCCCCCAGUGCGCCCCCUCAUCCCCCUGUGCGCCCCCUCAUCCCCCUGUGCGCCCCCUCAUCCCCCUGUGCGCCCCCUCAUCUCCCUGUGCGCCCCCUCAUCCCCCUGUGCGCCCCCUCAUCCCCCUGUGCGCCCCCUCAUCCCCCUGUGCGCCCCCUCAUCCCCCUGUGCGCCCCCUCAUCCCCCUGUGCGCCCCCUCACCCCCCAGUGCGCCCCCUCACCCCCCAGUGUGCCCCCUCACCCCCCAGUGCGCCCCAUAACCCCCCUGUGCGCCCCCUCAUCCCCCAGUGCGCCCCCUCAUCCCCCAGUGCGCCCCUUCACCCCCCUGUGCGCCCCCUUACCCCCCAGUGCGCCCCCUCAUCCCCCUGUGCGCCCCCUCAUCCCCCUGUGCGCCCCCUCAUCCCCCUGUGCGCCCCCUCAUCCCCCUGUGCGCCCCCUCAUCCCCCAGUGCGCCCCCUCACCCCCCUGUGCGCCCCCUCACCCUCCAGUGCGCCCCUUCAUCCCUCAGUGCGCCCCUUCAUCCCUCAGUGCGCCCCUUCAUCCCCCAGUGCGCCCCUUCAUCCCCCAGUGCGCCCCUUCAUCCCCCAGUGCGCCCCUUCGCCUCCCAUCCAUUUGCCCCCCUCUCUCCCCAGUGCCCGCCUUGCUUCUCAGUGCGUGGUAA